Messenger RNA from Tricharina praecox, 654 nucleotides. RefSeq lists its product as uncharacterized. The record is from RefSeq and is a predicted model, not a curated record. The coding region runs from base 404 to 643 and encodes 79 amino acids. NCBI's taxonomy places the organism in Eukaryota, Fungi, Ascomycota, Pezizomycetes, Pezizales, Pyronemataceae. The transcript has a single exon.
CGGUAGAGAGCUGUAGGCACUCUGGCUACAUGGAGUAGAGUGCCGGUACUACUACAUAGAGUGGAGUGGAGUGGAGUGGAGUGAACCACUCUAGAGUACAUAUGAUAUAGGCAGGCCACAACUGGACUGCAGAGAACCCGUGGAAGAAUGUAUGUAUGUGGAUAUGUGGGUAGAGUAUGUAGGCAAGUACCUGUGCAGCGAUCUUUGGUGGUGGGAUACAAGGAGCAUCCACUGCCGCGGGUCUUAUUGCUAUGCACAUGGCAUUCCAUGGUAGGAGGAGUAUCUAUGAUACCUAGCAGAACGCCCGGCCGGCCGUCAUGCUCGUCGCAGGUUAUUGUUCGGAGUGCCCUUGCCUUUCUGCCCCUUCUUCCGCCUUCUGUCCCUUUGCCCUUACUCGUGGAUAAUGAUGCUGAUGCUGCUAAUGCUGAUGCUGAUGCUGAUGAUAGGCUCAACCUCCGACACAACCAGCCAGCCGGCCCUUCAAUCUCUCUCUCGCCGACACAGGACAGGAGUUCAGUCAGUAAGCCUCUCGUGCCGAGAUUCUCGUGUCGAGUCGGGAGUCGGUGUAUGGGUGUUGUAUGGGGGGUGUCUGUACUUGAGUGGGCGUCGUAUGCAGUGGCGUCGUCUUCGUCGUCGUAUAUAGGCGUCGUCGGA